AUGUCUGAUAAUAGUAAAAGAGCGCUUAACGAAGUGGAGAAUAUAGAUCCAACUUCAAAGAAGGCAAAAAUCGAAAUUGGGAUUGAUCCAACUCCAGAUGGUACUGUGGAAGAAUUAACAAAAGAAGCUCAUUCACUACCUGUUUCAUUACAAUCUACUCAAGAUGAUCAACAUCUCCAUCAAUCUCAAACUUUCAAGGCUAAGAAUGCCAUGGCUCAGGUGGAACCUUCAAAAUUUGAAAAAGAAUUAUUAUCAAUGAGUAAUGAUAUUAAUAUCAAAAAUUUAACAGCUGAAGAUCAAACUUGGGAAAGACCUUCAUUACCAAAAGAUUGGGAUCCAAAUACACAUGACAUAACAUUUCAACAAUUAGAUGCUGAAGAAGCGCUGACUGAUGGUUCGUCAGCCGUGAGGUUUUUCGGUGUAACUCAAGAAGGUUAUUCAGUUUUAUGUAAUGUUACUGGGUUUUUACAUUAUUUUUAUGUACCAGCUCCAAUGGAUUUUAGAAAAGAACAUGUAUCAACUUUUACUCAUUAUUUACAACAAACUUUUAGUGGUGUUCACAGCGUGGGAUUAGCUUUCAAAGAAUCAAUUUGGGGGUUUAAUGGGAAUCAAAAAGUUUGUUUUUUAAAAAUUGUUGGUGUUAAUGCUAAAGAUAUACCCAAAAUUAGAUCUGGUUUUGAAAAAGGGAUGGUUUCAUGGAAUGGGAUGUUUAAUAAUGGUGGUGAUGGUACAAUGACUUAUGAUAAUAUUCAAUAUCUAUUAAGAUUGUUGAUUGAUUGUAAAAUCACUGGUAUGAGUUGGAUCACAUUACCAAAAUCAACAUACACCAUCAUUAAUAGUCAUUCAAAAUUAUCAAGAUGUCAAUUGGAGGUUAAUAUUGAUUAUCAUGAUUUAGUUUCUCAUCAACCUGAAGGUGAAUGGUUAAAAAUGGCCCCAUUACGUAUCUUAUCAUUUGAUAUUGAAUGUGCUGGUAGAAAAGGUAUUUUCCCAGAAGCUGAACAUGAUCAAGUUAUCCAAAUUGCUAAUGUUGUCUCGAGAUCUGGUGAAUCAAGACCUUUUGUUCGUAAUGUCUUCACAGUAAAUACUUGUUCUCCAAUAACAGGUUCUGAAAUUUUUGAACAUCAAGAUGAAAGAGAUAUGUUGUUGGCUUGGAGAGAUUUCGUUACAAGAGUGGAUCCAGAUGUUAUCAUUGGUUACAACACAACUAAUUUUGAUUUACCAUAUUUAUUAGAUCGUGCAAAUGCACUUGGAUUAAAAGAUUUCCCAUAUUUUGGUAGAUUGAAAAAUAUCAAACAAGAAGCUAAAGAUUCCGUCUUUAGUUCAAAAGCUUAUGGUACUAGAGAAUCAAAAGUUAUAAACAUUGAUGGUAGAAUGCAAUUGGAUCUUUUACAAUUCAUCCAAAGAGAAUAUAAAUUAAGAUCAUAUACUUUAAAUUCAGUUUCUGCACAUUUCCUUAAUGAACAAAAAGAAGAAGUUCAACAUUCCAUCAUUACAGAUUUACAAAAUGGUACUAGUGAAACAAGAAGACGGUUAGCUGUUUAUUGUUUAAAAGAUGCAUAUUUACCCAUGAGACUAUUAGAAAAAUUGAUGUGUCUAGUUAAUUACACAGAAAUGGCUAGAGUUACAGGUGUUCCAUUCUCAUUCUUAUUAACAAGAGGUCAACAAAUUAAAGUCAUUUCCCAAUUAUUCAGAAAAUGUUUAGAAGUUGAUCUUGUUGUACCAAAUUUACAACAGAGUGGUAGUUCAGAUGUUCAAUAUGAAGGUGCCACGGUUAUUGAACCUCAUAGAGGUUAUUAUGAUGUUCCAAUUGCCACAUUAGAUUUCAGUUCUCUAUAUCCAAGUAUCAUGAUGGCCCAUAAUUUAUGCUAUACAACAUUAUUAAAUAAACCAACUAUAGAAAGAUUAAGUUUGAGAAAAGAUGAAGAUUAUACAGUUACCCCAUCUGGUGAUUUUUUCGUUAAAUCAACUCAAAGAAAGGGAAUUUUACCAAUCAUUUUAGAAGAAUUGUUAUCUGCGAGAAAAAAGGCAAAAGCUGAUUUGAAAAAAGAAACUGAUCCUUUUAAAAGAGAUGUUUUGAAUGGUAGACAAUUGGCUUUGAAAAUUUCUGCUAAUUCUGUUUAUGGGUUCACUGGUGCUACUAUUGGUAAAUUACCUUGUCUUGCAAUUUCAUCUUCAGUUACUGCUUUUGGUAGAGGUAUGAUUGAAAAGACAAAACAAGAAGUUCAACAGAAAUAUACAAUAGCUAAUGGUUAUGAAUUUGAUUCUGAAGUUAUUUAUGGUGAUACCGAUUCUGUCAUGGUUAAAUUUGGUUAUAAAGAUUUAGAAACUUGUAUGAAAUUAGGUGAAGAAGCUGCUGAUUAUGUUUCUACAAAAUUUUUAAACCCAAUUAAAUUGGAAUUUGAAAAAGUUUACUUCCCAUAUUUGUUGAUUAAUAAAAAAAGAUACGCUGGGUUAUAUUGGACAAGAACUGAUACUUUUGAUAAAAUGGAUACAAAAGGUAUUGAAACUGUUAGAAGAGAUAAUUGUCGUUUGGUUUCAAAUGUUAUCACUAAAAUUUUGGAAUUGAUUCUAGAGAAAAGAGAUGUUAAAUCUGCUGAAAGUUAUGUCAAGCAAACAAUUGCAGAUUUAUUACAAGAUCGUGUGGAUAUGCAACAGUUGGUUAUUACAAAAGCUCUAUCAAGACAAGAUUAUGCAAAUAAACAACCUCAUGUGGAAUUAGCUGAAAGAAUGAGAAAAAGAGAUGCCGGUUCUGCUCCAACUAUUGGUGAUCGUGUUGCUUAUGUCAUUAUCAAAACUGCUGGUAACAAGAGUUAUGAAAAAUCAGAAGAUCCAUUAUACGUUUUAGAACAUAACUUGCCAAUUGAUGCUAAAUAUUAUUUGGAAAAUCAAUUAGCAAACCCAUUAACAAGAAUUUUCGAACCAAUUUUGGGGGAAAAGAAAGCUAAAGAAUUAUUAACAGGUUCACAUACAAGAACAGUUACAAUGGCAUCAGCAUCAUCGUCAACUGGUGGGUUAAUGAAGUUUGUCAAGAAAGUUGAAACUUGUAAAGGUUGUAAAAAUCCAUUACCUAAGAACAAUCUAGGUGCAUUAUGUGACAAUUGUAAACCAAAAGCAGGUAAACUAUAUAGUGAAGCAUUAGCUGGUAUGAAUGCUUUACAAGUUAAAUUUUCAAGAUUAUGGACAGAAUGUCAAAGGUGUCAAGGUUCAUUACAUCAAGAUGUUUUAUGUUCAAACAAAGAUUGUCCAAUCUUCUAUAUGCGUAAAAAGGCACAAAAAGAUGUUAUUGCACAAUCAAAAGAACUUCAAAAAUGGAAUGAUACGUUUUGGUAA
Messenger RNA from Hansenula anomala, 3330 nucleotides. It is a transcript of the gene POL3, whose product is annotated as DNA-directed DNA polymerase delta POL3. Lineage: Eukaryota; Fungi; Ascomycota; Saccharomycetes; Phaffomycetales; Wickerhamomycetaceae. Gene Ontology annotation, molecular function: nucleotide binding; 3'-5'-DNA exonuclease activity; DNA binding. The transcript has a single exon. Gene Ontology annotation, cellular component: delta DNA polymerase complex. Gene Ontology annotation, biological process: nucleotide-excision repair, DNA gap filling; base-excision repair, gap-filling; DNA-templated DNA replication. Bases 1 to 3330 code for a protein of 1109 amino acids. The record is from RefSeq and is a predicted model, not a curated record.